Messenger RNA from Cokeromyces recurvatus, 1362 nucleotides. RefSeq names its product RNA polymerase II-associated. Bases 118 to 1221 code for a protein of 367 amino acids. Gene Ontology annotation, biological process: transcription elongation by RNA polymerase II. NCBI's taxonomy places the organism in Eukaryota, Fungi, Mucoromycota, Mucoromycetes, Mucorales, Mucoraceae. The transcript has 5 exons. Gene Ontology annotation, molecular function: chromatin binding; RNA polymerase II complex binding. Gene Ontology annotation, cellular component: Cdc73/Paf1 complex. The record is from RefSeq and is a predicted model, not a curated record.
CUUGAGUAUCAAAUACUGCAAACUCAUGUAGACUUUUUUUUUUUUAAUUAUUUCAUUUUAUCCUUUUUUAUUAUUGUUAUCAUUGUUUCUUCCGCGUUUUAUUGCCAAGUCUAAAUAAUGUCAUCUAAAAGUAAAUUCCGUUCAGAUUUUAUUUGUCGUGUAAGAUAUCGUAAUGUACUUCCACCAGUUCCAUUUGCACCCAAGAUGCUUUCUAUACCUUCUUUAGUUGAACGUCAUAUUCCUUAUCAUUCAACAAGCUUAGUUGAAAAAACACCUUAUUCGUUAAUUAUGGAUCAAAGUACAGCCAUUCCUUUCGAUAAAGCUGUUGUUGAUUAUCUAGAUGCUAUGGAAACCAAUCCCGAAGAAGUGACACGACCUGUUGAAGAAGUAGCAGAAGAAGACAGGGCAUUACUUACAUCACCUAGAGAUGCACAACAAGGUUUAGCAGGUUCACAGGUGAGAAAGCCUAAUGUAACAUGGCUUCGUCGUUCAGAAUACAUUGCACAAGAGGUCAGAAAUACUCCUAGUAGAAAAGAAGGAGUUGAAAAUAAAUUUGCCAUGUCUGCUACAACAAUAAAGAAACAUAAAUAUAGCACACACGAAGAGCAAAUUGCAGGCAUUGAAAAGACUUUUAAACAGCUUCCUGGUGAUUUACAACACCCUCAAACAAAGGCAAAGGCAAAGAAGAUUAUGCCUUUAUUGCCAAAUAUGGAAUGUUGGGAGAAUAUCUAUACUGUAUGCCAAUUCAGUACAGAUCCAGCUGAUGAAAGAAGAUUACAAAAGAGAAAAUUGAAUGGUAUAGAUCAAAAUCAAGAGAAUGAUUCAAAACGCCCUCGUAUUUCAGAAACAGAUGCAACUGAUCGUGGCAUUUUGAGGCCUAUGUUGAAUCCUGAUGAUCCUGAUGAUGCUUAUCUUGUUUGGUUUUUGCCUGAUGAAGAAAGUUCAAAGAAAUUAGUUGAACAAAAAUUGAAUCCUUUAGCAGAAUCAUUAGAUGAGCCCUUAACGUUUCAUUCAAUUCGCGAUUAUGAAUAUAAGAACAAUGCUGCGUCUAAAUUCAAAUAUUUGAUGAUUACUAUGCAUGAUGAUGAUCUUGGUGUGAGAGCUACUUAUUGUCCUAUUAAGGGCAAAAUGUCUAUUCAUAAAAAGAGAGCUCAAAGCGCAAGAUUUAAGCAUGAAGAAGAUUCAACUACUACUUUGAAAGUUUCUUAUGUUAAACAGUAAUAGGGGUAAAAGUGAUACCGAAUUAAUUUCUUAUUGUCAUCAAUUAAAAAUGUGGGGAAAAAAAUAGAGUCCUUAUAAAAAUUUAUUUCAUAAUAUAAAGUACUAUUUCCCUUUUUUUUUCCUUUUUAUUUUAUAUAAACA